Messenger RNA from Ruditapes philippinarum (Manila clam), 1554 nucleotides. RefSeq names its product carbohydrate sulfotransferase 1-like. Gene Ontology annotation, biological process: N-acetylglucosamine metabolic process; sulfur compound metabolic process. Gene Ontology annotation, molecular function: N-acetylglucosamine 6-O-sulfotransferase activity. Bases 1 to 1329 code for a protein of 442 amino acids. The record is from RefSeq and is a predicted model, not a curated record. The transcript has 3 exons. NCBI's taxonomy places the organism in Eukaryota, Metazoa, Mollusca, Bivalvia, Venerida, Veneridae.
AUGGACUGGUCAGCUCGCUCACCUGACUUAAAUCCAAUAGAACACAUGUGGAAUGAGCUGCAGUUUGGAAUUCAGAACCAUCCAGGAGCUUGGAGCAAUGUUGGUCCAAGAUUGGGCAGUCAUACCCGUGUUUUGUUUCAACCCGUGUCAACAGGCAUGGUCAGAGAAAAAACAGUUGCGUAUGGUCAAUCAUUAAAUGUAACCAAAAUCUUACCAAGCCGUGAUCAGAGUUCACUUAACAGAAGCUCAACAGUUCUUAGCAACAGGAAAAUAAUAAUAAUUAUUGCCUAUAUGAGAACAGGGUCAACGUUAACUGCGUCGCUUUUUCAAGAAUACCCGAACACUUUUUAUGUGUUUGAACCUAUCCGCAGUGUAUAUAUGAAGUUCAAACGAGCCAUGGAACAGCAUUUGACCAGCACAGAACUGCAUUACAUACAUGGAGUGGAAAGGAUUUUCACAAUUUCUCAGAGAUUACAAGUAGAGUUGGAUGAGAUAAACAAUUGGCUUACAUGCAAAUUAGGUUCUAUAAGCAAAGAAAGUCUGGGUGACGAUUUCCAUAAAGACCACACCAAAAUUAUGAAAGUAUUUUAUAACUGCGAUCAUGGUAUCAUGCCAAAUCAAAGACAAUCAAAUGACUUGGAUACUCACAGAAGUUUUACAAAAUAUUACGAUAAAACGAAACGAACAGACAGUUGUCUGAAGAAAGCAAUACAUUCUUGUCAGAAAUCUACAAUUACGGUGCUGAAGUUUAUUCGGUUACGCAUGAAAGAGAUAGAGAAAAUAUUACCAUUGUAUCCAAAUAUGAAAGUUAUUCAUCUUGUCCGAGAUCCGAGAGCUAUCAUUAACUCUAGAAUGAAAGUAAAUACUCUAAAGCCGAGUAUAUAUGAAGAAAAUAUUAAGAAACUUUGUGAUGCACUUAAAGAGGACCUUAAAUACUCCAAAACAAUUUUACAGCAUUAUCCAGAUAGACUUAAGGUUAUUCAUUAUGAAGACAUGGCUGAACAUCCGAUGCAAACAACAAAAUCUCUUUUAGAUUUUGCAGGAUUACAGUUUACUAAACAUAUGCAAGACUUUUUGCUAAAACAAACGCAUUCAGCACGUGAUUCAUGUGCAUAUUGCACACAAAGACGAGAUUCAAAUGCAACAGCGCAUAAAUGGCGGACUGAACUAGAUCCCAAAAAAGCAAAUUAUAUUUAUGACAACUGCAGAUUAAGUAGUGGUGUUUUGGGAUAUUUACCAUUGUCAACUGUUAGUUCUCUGCGAAAUACAAAAAUUGCCUCUAGGCAACCCUUUUAUGUGAAUAAACUUUUACUUAAUAAAAACUUCUGACAAUACCGGUCAAUCAUGGCUAACUUGUUUCUAAAUUAUAAACAAGUCACGUGCUGACAAAGCUCAAAUUAUUUUAUUUGUAAUACGUAUAAAGAUCUUUGAAUGUUAUUUGCAAAACACUUAUGAUAUGUAACAUAAUGACAUGUUUACCUUGAACUUUCAUACUUUGUGAACAAAUCUGUGAUAUCACGAAUUUUAACUGAGCGGACAAGAAACAAUAAUUAA